Paramuricea clavata is the source of this 243-nucleotide messenger RNA. Lineage: Eukaryota; Metazoa; Cnidaria; Anthozoa; Malacalcyonacea; Plexauridae. The record is from the annotation of a GenBank genome assembly.
AUGCCGAUUGCCGAUGACAGCAAAAUGUUUAGAGUAAUAAAAAACGAAGCUGACGUGGAACAAUUUCAGAGUGAUCUGUCAAAUGUUCAUGACUGGAGUAGGGGAUGGUGGAUGCAGUUCAACACAAAAAAAUGUAAAUUUAUGCGUUUGACGCAUAAAAAGUCUUUCAAGCAUAUCCCGCAUUAUGAUAUGAAUGGCGACUUGCUGGAUCGAGUUAAGUCAGUGAAAGACCUAGGUAUCUCG